AUGAGCAAAGCUGAUCUCCAGAAGCCUCCCAGAGAGUUCUGGGGCUACCAGUACUCUGGCAGCCUGCGCCCGUCUUUCGUGACCAAGCAGCUUCGGAUGCCAAAGGGCACUCUCCUCCCAGACUAUGCCUUGGAAGCCGAUGGCGCCAGCGCCUGCGAACGGAUAGGUGUCAAGGAGGUUCCCAUCCUUCAGGGAGCGGAGCUUGAAGCGAUGCGCAUGGCUUGCAAGUUGGGCCGAGAGGUGCUGGACAUCGCUGCUCGUUUUAUGCGGGCUGGGGUCACUGGCGACGAGAUUGAUCGCGUGGUUUACCAGGCAUGUGUGGAUCGCAAGAUCUACCCUAGCCCUCUGAACUACUUCCGUUUCCCCAAGGCGCUUUGCGUCUCAGCCAACGAGGUGAUCUGCCACGGCAUUCCAGACUGCAGAGCUUUGGAGGAGGGAGACAUCGUGAAUCUAGACAUCAGCAUCUACCAUGAAGGCUUCCACUCGGACCUCAAUGAGACUUUCUUCAUAGGUGCUUGCGAUGAUGACUCCCAUCGCCUCGUCAGGACAGCCUACAGCGCCCUCUACGCUGCAGCGCAGAUGAUCCGUCCUGGGACCUUCUACCGAGAUCUAGGCGGCGCCAUCCAGUCAGAGGCCUCAAAGAAUGCCUGCGCUGUCGUCACAACGUAUUGUGGCCAUGGCGUCGGCAAGUUGUUUCACGGCCCGCCCAAGGUGCCACACUACAGGAAGAACAAAGCGGUUGGCAUCAUGAAGCCCGGCCAUGUCUUCACCGUUGAGCCUAUGAUCAAUUUAGGAGGCAACGGUGGUGACAGGCCGAAAGAGGGAGCUCUGCUUUGCACCUGCAUCGUAUUCGCGACAAGACUUCUUUAA
Symbiodinium pilosum is the source of this 870-nucleotide messenger RNA. The record is from the annotation of a GenBank genome assembly. Lineage: Eukaryota; Dinophyceae; Suessiales; Symbiodiniaceae.